GACCUUCGCCGCCGGUUUGGGCCGGGCCGGGAGGCUGAGCGGGGUUCCGCCGUAUCGCGGCAGCGAUCAUGUCGGCCCCGACGAUGGAGGAGAGGAAGGCGUGCUGGGCGGCACGCGACGAGUUCUGGCGGUGCCUGGACACGCACACGGAGGACGCGCCGCGGUGCGAGAAGCUGAGGCGGUCCUUCGAGUCCCUGUGUCCGCAGCAGUGGGUUAAAUACUUUGACAAAAGAAGGGAUUUUUUAAAAUACAAAGAGAAGCUGGAAACUGAAGGGUUUCAUCCUGCAGAAACUGAUGGAAAGUCAUAGGUGCUGUGCUUAUUAAAGUACAUCUACCCAGCAUAGAUCCGCAGCAGGAAGAAGUAGCAGAAAGCAACGCGACCUCUGGAGUUCAAGAACUGGUAACCCAUCCUCCUAUCCUGCAGUCUGCUGCCCCUGCUGCAAGGCCUCACCUGUCUGCUGAGAAAAGAUGGUCAUGGACAGCUUUUUCAUGAGUAUGAGAUGAGGAAAUACAGUGCAGGGCUGUUAACACACCCAAGGCUUACAGUUUGUAACUCCAGCCACUGUUAUGCAAGAAUAAAUGAUUAUGUGAUAGCAUUUAUUGUUCUUUUUAGAACAGGGACAAGUGCUUUUUUCUUAAAGUGCAUCAACUUUCCUUAAUAAAGCUUUUCCAACUUUG
Gallus gallus (chicken) is the source of this 678-nucleotide messenger RNA. It is a transcript of the gene COA6, whose product is annotated as cytochrome c oxidase assembly factor 6. NCBI's taxonomy places the organism in Eukaryota, Metazoa, Chordata, Aves, Galliformes, Phasianidae. Gene Ontology annotation, biological process: respiratory chain complex IV assembly. The record is from RefSeq and is a predicted model, not a curated record. Bases 69 to 308 code for a protein of 79 amino acids. Gene Ontology annotation, cellular component: mitochondrion; respiratory chain complex IV. The transcript has 2 exons.